AUGAGGAGAGUUACCGGACUCGCUGCACGCACAAUCUCAUCCUCCAUCGCCGUCCAUUCCCGGCUCGCUCAGACCACAGCGAUGAUGUCAUCGAUUUCUUCCUCCGAUCCUCUCUCCCGGAGAUUCGGUGCUCUACCAACGCCGUCUUUUGCCGGAGGCGUUGCUGGGAUUGUCUUCUUCUCCGCCGCUGCGGCUUCGUCUCUCGGUCAGGAAGUUCACGCCAAGGAAAUGGCCCAGAAGUUUAACCCUAAAGAAGUUGUUCUCUACCAGUACGAGGCUUGCCCUUUCUGCAACAAGGUCAAAGCGUUCUUGGAUUUCAACAAGAUCCCAUACAAGAUUGUUGAAGUGAAUCCUAUGAGUAAGAAAGAGAUAAAAUGGUCUGAAUAUAAGAAGGUGCCCAUCCUUACUGUAGAUGGUGAACAAUUGGUUGAUUCUUCAGCGAUAAUCGAUAGCUUAUUCCAAAGGAUGCACCCGGAUAUUUCAAAGCAUGAAGAUGAUGAAGAGACUAAAUGGCGCAAGUGGGUGGACAAUCACCUUGUGCAUCUUUUGUCACCAAACAUAUACAGGAAUGCUUCAGAGGCUUUGGAAUCCUUUGAUUACAUCACCACCCAUGGCAAUUUCAGUUUCACAGAAAGAUUAGUGGCAAAGUAUGCAGGAGCAACGGCAAUGUACUUUGUGUCAAAGAAACUGAAGAAAAAAUAUAAUAUAACAGAUGAACGUACAGCUCUUUACGAUGCUGCUGAGACAUGGGUUGAUGCCUUGAACGAGCGUCCAUACCUUGGUGGGACGAAACCAAACUUGGCUGAUCUUGCGGUAUUUGGUGUUCUGAGGCCAAUAAGGUACCUUAGAUCGGGUAAAGAUAUGGUGGACAACACACGCAUAGGCGAAUGGUACUCUCGAAUGGAGAACACGGUCGGAGAGCCUUCAAGGAUCAAAGAGUAA
Arabis nemorensis is the source of this 942-nucleotide messenger RNA. Lineage: Eukaryota; Viridiplantae; Streptophyta; Magnoliopsida; Brassicales; Brassicaceae. The record is from the annotation of a GenBank genome assembly.